AUGACUCUGGGCAAUGCUAGUGCUCCAAAAGUCUUCAUUCUCCUGGGUUUCUCUAGCUACCCUUGGUUGGAAAUGCCUCUCUUCACUGUGGUACUUGUUGCUUAUAUCUGCACACUUGUGGGCAACAUCUCCAUUAUCAUGGUGUGUAGGGUAGACCCUCACCUACACAGUCCCAUGUAUUUCUUCCUUUCCAACCUCUCUUUCUUGGACCUGUGUUUCAUCACCACUACUAUCCCUCAGCUCCUGCUGAACCUAUGGGGUCCAGACAAAUCCAUCAGCUAUGGUGGCUGUGUGACCCAGUUUUACCUGUUUCACUUUCUGGGGGCCACAGAGUGCAUCCUUCUAGCUGUGAUGUCUGUGGAUCGUUACAUUGCCAUCUGCAAGCCCCUGAGGUACCCUACCAUCAUGUGUCAGCACUUCUGUGUCCUCCUAGUGAGCAUCACAUGGUUCAGUGGCUUGGCUAACUCCUUGUUGCAGUCAUCCCUCACCGUCCAGCUGCCACUCUGUGGUAACAACAAGGUGGACAACUUUCUAUGUGAAGUCCCUGUGAUGAUCAAGAUGUCUUGUGUGGACAUUACAUUCAAUAUGACUAUGCUUUCCAUCGUUGGAAUAUUCUAUUCCUUGGUUCCUUUGUCAUUUAUCUUUGUUUCCUAUGCAUUCAUUAUAGCUUCUGUGCUUAGGAUUAAGUCCUCAGAGGGAAAGAAGAAGGCCUUUAACACAUGUGGUUCCCAUGUUAUGGUUGUAUCUCUCUUCUAUGGGCCAGUAAUCAGCAUGUAUGUGCAGCCCUCUGCCACUAACUCCCAGGACAAAGACAAAAUCAUGUCCCUGUUCUACAGUUUGGUGACUCCCAUGCUUAACCCUUUUAUCUACACUUUGAGGAAUAAGGACAUGAAAGGGGCAAUGAAGAGGCUCCUUAUAUCAUUGUGCAAUCGGCGAGCAGAGCAAAUGUAA
Molecule: messenger RNA, 951 nt
Organism: Octodon degus (degu)
Lineage: Eukaryota; Metazoa; Chordata; Mammalia; Rodentia; Octodontidae
Product: olfactory receptor 2B11-like
Exons: 1
Coding region: 1-951 (316 amino acids)
Biological process (GO): G protein-coupled receptor signaling pathway
Cellular component (GO): membrane
Molecular function (GO): olfactory receptor activity; G protein-coupled receptor activity
Source: RefSeq, a predicted model, not a curated record